Centruroides sculpturatus (bark scorpion) is the source of this 785-nucleotide messenger RNA. RefSeq names its product 39S ribosomal protein L22, mitochondrial-like (gene mRpL22). The record is from RefSeq and is a predicted model, not a curated record. The coding region runs from base 24 to 716 and encodes 230 amino acids. Gene Ontology annotation, cellular component: mitochondrial large ribosomal subunit; ribosome. NCBI's taxonomy places the organism in Eukaryota, Metazoa, Arthropoda, Arachnida, Scorpiones, Buthidae. The transcript has 6 exons. Gene Ontology annotation, molecular function: structural constituent of ribosome. Gene Ontology annotation, biological process: translation; ribosome assembly.
GUGGGCUAGCGAAGUGGGCAAAGAUGGCGGCGUGUCUCUUUAGGCGACUUCUAAAUACGAUAAACUCGCGGACUCCGGCAAAGAAUUGGGAUCUCCUCUCCAGUAACGUGCGGAUUACCUCCGCGCUCGACGCGUCGAGGUGGCGUAAUGCAAACGGACAGAUAAAACACUUCCACUCGUCCGCUCUCCUCAGUAAGAAAGAAAUUCCGGGCGCCGGCAUCUGGUUAGAAAAAAAUAAAGAAAUGUUUCCUCCGCAGGAACCUCACGAACCUCGGAGACCUGCCUGGGUCUGUCACAACCGAGACAACAUCAAAUACAGUCCAAAAAACAUGCAAUAUUUGGCUGCCGGAAUAAGAGGAAUGUCGGUGGAUGAAGCCAUCAAGCAGCUCUCUCACGUGCCGAAAAAGGGCGCCCACAUUAUUAUCGAAGUUUUAAAAGAAGCGCAAGAAUUAGCAGUUAACGAGCAUCACGUGGAAUACAGGUCGAACCUGUGGAUCGGGGAAUCGUUUGUUGGAAAGGGAAGAUACAUCAAGGGUCUUAGGAAACAUGCUAGAAUGCGAUUUGGAGUGGUCAAAUAUAGAUAUUGUCACUAUUUUGUCAGACUGGUUGAAGGUCCUCCGCCCAAACACUACUACCCGCCGGAAGCCACCGGAUACGAGAAAUUACAAGAGUACAUUCAGGAGUUGAGAGAUCGUAGAAUUAUGGGAUCGUUGUAAUGACACAAAUCAUCAUUAUUUUGUUCUAGUAGUUACUUUAUUACUGUAAUAAAUUCCAUAAAUUAUUGA